AUGGCAAUCUCUGAACAUCUGGAAAUCGUGCGCGCCGGCACGAAUGUCCUGAGGGCCUGGCGCGACGAAAAUCCGGAUACCCAGUUGGAUUUGCGGGAAGCGGACCUGCACGGACUGGAUCUUAGCCAGGCGAUGCUGCGCGGCGCAAACCUGCGUGGCGCAAACUUCACCGACGCCCGGCUCAACAAAACUAACCUGGCUCGCACCGAUCUGCGCUCUGCUGACUUUACCGGCGCGGAACUCGGCGGAGCAACCCUGUCGGCGGCCAACAUGAGCGGCGCCAGUCUUUGCAACGUGAACCUUUUCUGGGCUGACCUCAAGCAAUCGGACAUGACUGGCGCGGUGUUGCGCUGGUCCCGGCUGAACCGCGCCUCUUUCCUCGGCACAGAUCUCACUGGCGCUGAUUGCAGUCAAACCACUGCUAUUGAAGUUGACCUGCGGUCGGCGAAUCUGACCAAUUCCAACUGGCAAGGCGCGAAUCUGAACGGCGCAGAUAUCAGCCGCGCCUUGAUGCACGGCGCCGAUUUCACUUCCGCCAAAAUCCGCGAUUCGAUGUGGAUAAUGACCGACCUGCGCGGCGCCAAUUUCGAUCGAGCCAGUCUCCAUCGCUGCGAUAUGACGAUGGGAAAAUGGGACGACACCACCAAUUUCCCGCCCGGUUUUGACCCCAUGUUAAUCGAGAACCGCGUGGACGACUACUAG
Molecule: messenger RNA, 702 nt
Organism: Geodia barretti
Lineage: Eukaryota; Metazoa; Porifera; Demospongiae; Tetractinellida; Geodiidae
Source: the annotation of a GenBank genome assembly